UGGUUCCCCACCUGUAGGUUGUCGGUCGUUAAUUUGCGCGUUUUUCGAAUUGUAGAAGAUCUGAUUAAUCUCUAGUUUCGAGCAAGUGCAGUGCUAGCAAUGGUUACAGACCAUUGAGUCGUUUUGACUUCAGAAUGAGAAUGAAUUUCAUGUGGAGAUUACUGUUUGUUAUACGAUUUGUAACGUUCGUAACAGCUGAGCUUCCUUGCCCUUCAGAAUGUCACUGUGGUUACCGAGGAUUGGAUUAUUUUGCCGAUUGCUCCGAAAAUGGGCUAACAGAGCUUCCGGAAUUCACGGAUUAUGAUGUUCAAAUACUGAUUCUGUCCAAGAAUUUAUUCAGCUUCAUACCACCGGAAAUCUCCCUUUUCACCAAUUUACGUUACCUGGACAUGUCGAAUAAUUUGAUCACGUCACUACCGGCGGAUUCAUUAGAUGGUUUACUGUCCCUGAAACAGCUCGAUUUGGCGUUCAACAACAUUUCAAGCUGGGCCAAUAUUUAUCCCAACGAGCUGCUCCUCAAAACUUCUUAUCUGGAGGAAUUUAGCUUAGCCGGAAACCAGUUCACCAGUUUCUCCAGUAACGAAGCAUCUCUUGUACUGAUAAGUCCUUCGUUGAGGUUUUUGGAUUUGAGUGACUGCAAGAUUUCCAAAGUUUCCGGAAGAGAAGUGAUACAGGGUCUGCCAAGUCUAGAACAUCUUGCACUCAACAACAAUCCUCUUAAAAGCAUUCAAGCAGACAUUGAGUCCACCAGUCUUAAGCGUUUGGAUUUGAGUGGCUGCCGAUUGAUUUCGCUUCCGUCAAACGUUUUCAGUUCCCUAACGUCGCUUCAAGUGCUCAAUUUGUCAAGAAACUAUAAAAUUUCUCUGUUUUUACAUGGAACCGUUACUUCAGACAGUUUAAGACACAUCGAUCUAUCUAACUGCAUCAUGGAUUCUAUUGACCUGGAAGGAUUUCCAAAUCUUAGGACAGCAAUUUUGAGAGGAAAUUUAAUCCGUCAAUUGACAAGAGACAGUUUCGCAGCCAAUCCACUGCUGGAAAAAAUCGAUCUAUCCUCAAACUCGAUCAAGCAAGUUCCAAACGAUGCCUUCAAACGGCUGGCACAGCUCAAGAUCCUGGACCUGUCUUUCAACACCAUAUCACAAAUCGACGGCAAAACGUUCAAAGACAACGUUCUACUGACAACGAUCAACCUGAGCCGGAACUACAUCAGCCGGAUGCAGCGCAUCGUGGCCACUUCCCUGGCUCAUCUCAACAUGAGCUAUUGCGAAAUAAUGUACAUGGAUGCCGACGCUCUCGGACAGAUGCCAGCCCUGAUCGGUUUAGAUCUGUCGCACAACCUACUUUCCGAGCUACCAACUGAUCUUCAAUCGGACACGCUGCAAACCCUUGACUUGAGCAUGUGCCGGAUAUCGUCGGUAGACAACGAAACAUUCGCUAAACUUCCCUCUCUUCUGAGGCUGAAUUUGUACGGCAACCGUCUCACCAACCCUUUCCGGCAGGAUUAUUUCGACAACAACACCUAUCUCGGCGAAAUAUGGCUCGGUGAUAAUCCGUGGCGCUGUGACUGUCGGAGCCACGAUUUUCGACAUUUUUUCGUUUUUCUGACGGAGCCUCCAGGUCGGAUAAACGAUCGAAAGCAGCUCCGGUGCACCAGCCCGGAGGACGUGGCCGGAUACACCUGGGACACGGCUUGUCGCAUGAUCUGGCACCCGGCAGAAUCCAUGGGAACGACCGAACGAAUUUGGACCUACUUUAUGCUGGCUAUCCUGGCAUUCUUCGGUUUCUUCUGUUUGUAUUCAUCGGUGAAACGUUUCAUCGAUUCUAGACGGAAAAUGGAAGCGGAGAGACAACGUCGUGAAAACAUUGAUCAUCUGCGAGAAGUGACUCGUCAAAACAACAUGCGACUUCAGCAGGAGGCACAGUGUAAUGCUCCAGAUGUUCGUGAAUCGAGGCCACCUUGCUACGAAGAUGCUAUUCUAUUGCCCAAACUGGACGCAGCUUCGUUUGCCUCUCUUGAUGAACUUGUUUUACGAGGAAAACGCAAGAAGCGAAGGAAGCAGAGACAAUCAACCAGUGAUGAACCACAGAACACGGAAGAUGAUGAGCCAGUUGAAUUACGUUCUGCGUCCAGGUCUCGUAGCGAAAAUGUACUUUCGAUGCGUGCAACAGUAUAUCAGGAACCUUCAGAUACGGUUGUUCCGAGAUCUCCCAUUUACCAAAGACCCAUGUCCAAUAGACCUGUCGUAGCGACUGUAGCAGCAAAUGUCCACGCUUCGCCGACUGAAUCCAGAACAUCUGGAACGCUUCAACAAUCAUCGCCAACAGGUGAAGAGUUGCACUACCAUUCUACAGACAUCCUAGGAAUAGCUCACACAUCCCUAAGCCCAACUUCAUCUCGCUCAACCUCCAUCCAACAAGCCAGAGAUCUUGGUCCCGGUCAAAGUUUCGAACAAAUCCAAAACUUCAACGAAAGGAGCUACGAGAAUAGUCCUUACGCAAAACGGAAAGUUAAGGCUCUGCAGCAUAUCAACCCCAACGGCAGUCUGGAAGAAAUUACUGACUUUGAAGAAUAUGACACCAGUCCUUACGCCAAACGUCGAAUUAAGCACAUGUCCAGUUUUAAGGGCAAGAACAAGCCACCAAUUCCCUUCAGACCUCCCCCAGUGGUUGCUCGAAUGUUAAGCCAAUCCGAUUCCGAAGACGAAGAGAUUAGGGUGGUCGAUGACUACUUCCGGCAGCCGAAACGACAGUCGCUGAAUUCGGACGAAUUCACAGUUCUUACCCAGGAAGACGUUGGCAGAACUUCGGUGGCCCCUGAUUCUAACCGGAGUGUAGACAUUAGCGCUGGCAGCAGUAUUGAAGUAAUUCCAGCAAAUGCUGGCAAGUGAUAGCUCCUUCCUGUUAAGAUUUUGACAACGCCUAGCGGUAGCUUUGUAAGAUGUAUUUUAAGUUAUUGUAGUAUUAAUGUCAUUUUAGACCAGAGUUGCACGAAAUAAAAUUGACCAUUCGAUUGAA
Messenger RNA from Uranotaenia lowii, 3015 nucleotides. RefSeq names its product insulin-like growth factor-binding protein complex acid labile subunit. Bases 135 to 2888 code for a protein of 917 amino acids. The transcript is spliced from 5 exons. Lineage: Eukaryota; Metazoa; Arthropoda; Insecta; Diptera; Culicidae. Gene Ontology annotation, molecular function: protein binding. The record is from RefSeq and is a predicted model, not a curated record.